Molecule: messenger RNA, 1256 nt
Organism: Tripterygium wilfordii
Lineage: Eukaryota; Viridiplantae; Streptophyta; Magnoliopsida; Celastrales; Celastraceae
Product: methyl-CpG-binding domain-containing protein 5-like
Exons: 3
Coding region: 367-915 (182 amino acids)
Molecular function (GO): DNA binding
Source: RefSeq, a predicted model, not a curated record
AAAAGUUAAAAGUGCUGUGAAAACAUCAGAACCAAACCAAUUGCAUCUCCUCUACCACUGACAAUGAAAUAUGUCCAACUUUCUUAACUCGCAUCGACCCGAGCGUACUGGAACGAAUCCUGGAAUCGAAGCCCAUGAAGAUCCUCUCCUCUCCUCGAUUUUGGCUCAUUCAUCGACCCAGACAUUAUCGCAGACAGGCCGGAAGCCAUCGUCCACAAUGCCUCCGACGUUGAUCCACUAGGGCAAAACGUAGAUCCGUGCACUCCGCUGCACGGUGCUCCUGCUACUGGUGACCAAGUUUUAGACCGUAAUCAACAAACAACUGAGCCGCAACAUCCUCCGCAAAGCACGUUAACUCCUGGAGGAAUGACCGACUCUGUUAAUGUCGAGGAGCGACGAAAUCCUUCUUUGUCUAAACCUUUCGCUACAGUUUCCGGGACCACUGGUUCUGUGGCUCGAGGAGUCAAGGCUGGAGCCUACCCAGCUACUUCGUUGCCGUCCGGUUGGCUAGUUGAGGAUAGGAUAAGGAACAACGGUGCAACAGCUGGUACGGUCGAUAAGUACUACAUUGAUCCAGUCUCGGGCUUUAAAUUUCGGUCAAAGAAGGAGGUGUUUGAAUUUUUGGAAACAGGAACUCCACGUAAAAAGAGGAAAGCAGGGGAGCUCUCUGAUGCUGAUAAGAAUACCUCAGGAGGCUCUGUGAAGCGUAAAAGUAAGAAAUCAGACGCAAAGGCUUUGAAUUUUGACUAUGGUAAUGUACCUGAGAAGGUCGAAUGGGUUCUUGCGGAUUCGUUGCAAGAUUCUUGGACCCCCUACAUUGGAGAUGUAAAGGUGUCUGAACCAAGAAAGCGAGAGUGGAUGGCUGCAUUCGCAUCUCCAAUGACAAAAAGUGGGAGUGGUCGCACAAAGAUUUGAAGGCCCUACUACACUUAUCGCUCACCACUGAGGUCCUUUCCUUCUUUCGUCUACACACAUGACAAUUUUUGCCCAUUGAGAUAUAGAUUUUGUUUUUACACAAGACAGCUCUGUGUGUAACAGGUUAGCUAGUUAGCCUUUUUAAUAGUUAUAGUCCUCAUGUUUGCUCUUCAAUUUUAUUUACUUGCAAUUUUGGGAUUUCCCUUUCAAAUGACCUGUGUUGCAAGUUUGGUAAAGUAUUUUGGUAAGGAAAUUACUAUUGGCAAUUUUUGGCUUUGAACUUUAUGUAAUUUAUGCCCCUUACUUUAUCACAUAUAUUGAUAUUUUCAUGUUCAAGGUUA